Messenger RNA from Molossus molossus (Pallas's mastiff bat), 2594 nucleotides. RefSeq names its product TEA domain transcription factor 3 (gene TEAD3). Bases 1 to 1314 code for a protein of 437 amino acids. Gene Ontology annotation, biological process: embryonic organ development; positive regulation of transcription by RNA polymerase II; hippo signaling. Gene Ontology annotation, molecular function: RNA polymerase II cis-regulatory region sequence-specific DNA binding; DNA-binding transcription factor activity, RNA polymerase II-specific. The transcript is spliced from 13 exons. The record is from RefSeq and is a predicted model, not a curated record. NCBI's taxonomy places the organism in Eukaryota, Metazoa, Chordata, Mammalia, Chiroptera, Molossidae. Gene Ontology annotation, cellular component: transcription regulator complex.
AUGGGCCCGAGGGCCUGGACAAGGGACUGGACAACGAUGCCGAGGGCGUGUGGAGCCCGGACAUCGAGCAGAGCUUCCAGGAGGCCCUGGCCAUCUACCCGCCCUGCGGCCGCCGCAAGAUCAUCCUGUCGGACGAGGGCAAGAUGUCGGAAUGAGUUGAUCGCACGCUAUAUUAAGUUGAGGACGGGGAAGACUCGGACGAGAAAGCAGGUGUCCAGCCACAUACAGGUUCUAGCUCGGAAGAAGGUGCGGGAAUACCAGGUUGGCAUCAAGGUCUCUAGCCACUUGCAGGUUCUAGCCAGGCGGAAAUCUCGGGAGAUUCAGUCCAAGCUGAAGGCCAUGAACCUGGACCAAGUCUCCAAGGACAAAGCCCUCCAGAGCAUGGCGUCCAUGUCCUCUGCCCAGAUCGUCUCCGCCAGCGUCCUACAAAACAAGUUCAGCCCACCUUCCCCUCUGCCCCAGGCCGUCUUCUCCACUUCCUCACGGUUCUGGAGCAGCCCCCCUCUCCUGGGACAGCAGCCUGGACCCUCUCAGGACAUCAAGCCUUUUGCACAGCCAGCCUACCCCAUCCAGCCGCCCCUGCCGCCGACGCUCAGCAGUUACGAGCCCCUUGCCCCGCUCCCCCAAGCUGCUGCCUCUGUGCCCGUGUGGCAGGACCGCACCAUCGCCUCCUCCCGGCUGCGGCUCCUCGAGUAUUCCGCCUUCAUGGAGGUGCAGCGAGACCCUGACACGUACAGCAAACACCUGUUUGUGCACAUUGGCCAGACGAACCCUGCCUUCUCCGACCCGCCCCUGGAGGCAGUCGAUGUGCGUCAGAUCUACGACAAGUUCCCGGAGAAAAAGGGUGGACUGAAGGAGCUCUAUGAGAAGGGCCCCCCCAAUGCCUUCUUCCUCGUCAAGUUCUGGGCCGACCUCAACAGCACCAUCCAGGAGGGCCCGGGAGCCUUCUAUGGGGUCAGCUCCCAGUACAGCUCAGCCGAUAGCAUGACCAUCAGCGUCUCCACCAAGGUGUGCUCCUUUGGCAAGCAGGUGGUGGAGAAGGUGGAGACUGAGUAUGCCAGGUUAGAGAACGGGCGCUUCGUGUACCGCAUCCACCGCUCGCCCAUGUGUGAGUACAUGAUCAACUUCAUCCACAAGCUGAAACACCUGCCCGAGAAGUACAUGAUGAACAGCGUCCUGGAGAACUUCACCAUCCUGCAGGUGGUCACCAGCCGCGACUCCCAGGAGACCCUGCUGGUCAUUGCUUUUGUCUUCGAAGUCUCCACCAGCGAGCAUGGGGCCCAGCACCAUGUCUACAAGCUCGUCAAAGACUAGGGUGCCCUCUGUCCCCACCACCAGGAUCCAGGACAGCAUCUUCCUCAGACACCUGCCUGGCACCCCUGGGGGUUCAGGAUUGAGGAUUCAUCUGCCUGCCAGGUCUCAGGCCCAGGACCCAGGAGGCCUCCCCACCUACCCCGCACACACACCCCUGCCACUGUUCUGCGCUUUAAUUGUGGGAGAAGAGAGGGGGGCUCUGCGGUGGGGCAGCCUGGCUGGGUCACCAAGCCACCGUCACCCAGUUCUGCCCAGCCUCAACUGAAUGGGGGACACCUUUGGGCUCAGGUGUGUGUGGCCACUGGCCCCUCAGGGGAGUGUGACCAGUGGGCGAGGGAAGACUGCAGGGGAGGCGGAGUGCGGGGGCCAGGAGGGAGUGUGGAGUUGGGGUUAUGUUGAGAAGAGGGGAGCCCACACUGUCUGCACCUGCCGCGUGCCAGGCCCCCUGCAUGCCUCGUGCCAUCUGCAGACCCUGCAAGGCAAGCGUGGGUCUCGGUGUCUCAGAUGAGGAACCGGUGGGCAGAGUUGGGGUUCUCACGCAGGGCUGCCUGUCCCCAGAGCCCAGGUUUACACUACCUCCCUGCCGAGGACUAGCCCCGGGGAGUGGGGGGUUCCACCUUGAGGGGCUGGGCCAGCUGCAUUGGGACCCCCCCGACAUGGGGAGCAGCUGUUUCUGAUCAGGCAGGGAAGGGGAACAGCAGGUACUCAGCCCUUGUUGGGCACCCUCUGUCAGCCCACAAUCCAGCCAGGGGCCUCAGGAGCCUCCUGCUCGACCUCCCCAGGCUGCCCUGGCCCAGGUCUUUCCAAGACCCCCAGCAGCCUCCUGAGGGCAGGCCUGGCUCAGAAAUAGGCUGGAGGGUCAGGUAGGAAGAUGGAGUCCCAGCCUCUGGGCAGACCCAUGGCCCAGGUGGGUGUCGCUACCUUGGGUUCUUCCCCACUCCAGUUCCCCACCUGGAGCAACAGCUCCCCAGACCCAGUUCUGGGACCGAAGGUUAACCCUGCCUGCUGCCUCUUCCCGACACCCAGGCCCCUGGGCUGCUCGGCCUCCGGGUAUUUAUGAGUUUCAUAUGAAGUACUGUGCCCCCGCCCCGCCCCUGAGCUUCCUGAAGGUCCUCACAGUUUGCAUAUCGCUCAGGCCACCUCCAACCCAACCUAGGUUUUAUAAUGUAUAUUAUAUAUUUUUUGUGUAUUUUUUCAAUCCAGCUGUGAUGGGUAUAUCAUAAAUGUGGCACAGGGCUAGGGCAGGCGCCCUCAAGGCCUGCUCAAAAAGAAAUUAAAAU